Molecule: messenger RNA, 174 nt
Organism: Racocetra fulgida
Lineage: Eukaryota; Fungi; Glomeromycota; Glomeromycetes; Diversisporales; Gigasporaceae
Source: the annotation of a GenBank genome assembly
UCACAUUUACGUGUAGAGUUUGAAAGAACUGAAAAUCAAAUGGAAAGUCAAGAAAAAAGCGAAGAUGUAACGAAUCUCGCUAACGUGAUUACAGAAUUAUUGGUGCGAAUAGAAACUCAAAAUAGAGAAAUAGUAGAAAUAAAAAAACAAUUAACUGAAUAUUAUGAAAAGAUA